This is a messenger RNA of Amphiprion ocellaris (clown anemonefish), 3319 nucleotides long. It is a transcript of the gene lrguk, whose product is annotated as leucine-rich repeats and guanylate kinase domain containing. Gene Ontology annotation, molecular function: protein binding; GMP kinase activity. Gene Ontology annotation, cellular component: cytosol. Lineage: Eukaryota; Metazoa; Chordata; Actinopteri; Pomacentridae. Bases 152 to 2566 code for a protein of 804 amino acids. The record is from RefSeq and is a predicted model, not a curated record. The transcript is spliced from 21 exons.
AAGCGACGGAAGCGUAUCAUCCAUAGUGUAAAGCUAAAAUGCUAGCGGUGUUUUGUUGUUAUCUACACGGAUAUUUUUAACUUUUUUAACUGCAAAGCGCUCACUUUUGGCUGCUUAUGAGUCUUUUUAAAAAUAUUUUUAACCUGAAAUAAUGACGGAAACAACAAGUCCACAGUUUUUUUCUUCCUCGUCGCCUAGCUGCUACCCCCCAGGGUCCCUCACCGACGCUCCCUCAGCAGAGAACCCCAGCUGCGGUGAGACUCACGACAACACAAGGAUGGAGGUAAAGCAGGUAACCUUGUACAGGAGGUCUGGGGAAGUAAAACUGCACAGCAAGAAGGAUGGUGUUUUAACUGCCCAGGUGGUCUCCAGCAGUAUAUCCCAACUUGGACUCUUUGGUACCGGGCUGCAGCGCUCCUAUCACAGCCUUUCUCUGCCUAGUCACAAUCUCAGUGACAUAUCUAUAUUAUGCAAUUACGUCUAUCUUCAGAAGCUGGAGCUGCCACAUAACAAAAUUAAAGAUCUAUCCUGCGUGAGCCACAUGCCCUACCUCGUCAUCCUGGACGCCUCUCACAAUGAAAUCUCCAACUUCUUUGAAUUCCAGCCACCCAAGAACCUAAAGGAGGUCAAUUUCUCCCACAACCGUAUGACAAAAAUGAAGGAUUUGUCAGCCUAUUUGUCACUUAAUACACUGAAUCUGGACCACAACAACUUCCGUGAGAUCAGUGGUCUUGAGCAAUGUUGCAAGCUCACCCAUCUCAGCCUGGCACAUAACAAGAUCUCAAGGAUCAGUGGACUGGAUAGUCUACCUGUGACACACCUCUGCCUUAGGGGGAACCAGCUGGAGAUGAUUGAAGGGUUGGAGAACCUGAAGAGCCUGCAAGUUCUCGAUUUGUCUCUGAAUCGUAUCAGCAGUCUUUCAGGCCUCCAGAAUCUCCACCUACUAGGCUCCAUUGACCUGGAGAAAAACUUGAUUAGUGAAAUUCAGGAGUGCAAGCACAUUCACAAUCUUCUUCUGCUGAGGGACCUUAAUCUGCUAAGAAACCCUGUGCAGGAGCAACCUGAUUACAGGCUGGCAGUCAUCUUCCUCCUUCAGCAUCUGACUAUGCUGGACCAGAAAAAAGUCACUGCUGAAGAAAAGGUGUCAUCAGUAAACAAGUAUGACCCUCCUUUGGAUGUGGUGGCGGCCAGGGAUCACAUGACCCACCUUGUGUAUCAGCUGAUGCAACCCCAGGUCCUGUAUGACAGCAGUACACUGCCCAGUCCAGACUCUCCAUACCCCAUGCUGGUGCUGACAGGUCCUCAAGGCUGCGGGAAGAGAGAAUUGGCUCACAGACUGUGUCAGGAGUUCAGCGAAUACUUUGCUCAUGGAACCUGUCACACAACUAGAGCAGCCUACUUUGGGGAGGAGAAUGGACUUGAUUACCAUUUUGUCAGUGAGGAGGACUUUCAGAACAUGAUUCCAAUGGGUAAGUUUAUCCAGACCUUGCAGUAUGGGGGUCACAGCUACGGUCUCACCAGAGAUGCCAUAGAGGAAGUGGCUAGAGAAGGACUGGCCUGCUGUGUGCAUAUGGAGCUGGAGGGUGUGUUCAGUCUGAAGAACAGCUACUUUGAACCUCGAUACAUCCUGCUCAUCCCCAUCCAGGUGGAGAAGUACACCGACCACCUGAAAAAGCGUGGACUCUAUUCUCAAGCACAGAUUGAUGCUGCGGUGUCACGUAUAGAGCUGUACGCAAACACCAACAAGCAACGUCCAGGAUUCUUCGAUAAUAUUAUCCCCUGCGAUGAUCGAGAAGAGGCUUACCAGAUGCUGAGACAAGCAGUGAAGGGCUACCUGUUGCUAGAGGAGCAGGAGGAAGGCGAGGACAACAUCAGAGCAUCUCCUGACAACACCUCCACAGCCUCAGGUCAUGAGCCAGAGGAGAAGCCACUCUCACCCCUGUUGAGGUCAGGAUCUGGCUCCCUCUCUGUCACAGCUCUUGACCCCUCCGAUCCCUCCUACAGAUCCUAUUUCACCAAGAUCCAAGCAGAGCUCAGCCCUCAGAAGUGCCCUGCUGAGCUAGCCUCCAUCAGGAGGCGUGAGCGACUGGUGAGGGAGGCGAUAGUGGGGAAGAGUCCAGGGGUCUACAGCCAGCUUUUCAAAAGUUCUGCUCAAACGGCAUCCUCAUCACUACAUAAUAAAGAUACUGGCACCCAUUUUCAUGAGGACUCCAGCUCUGAUGACUCUCGUGCCAGCUCGGCUCUGUCUGUGCCCAGUUCGGCCGGAGCCUCGUCUGUCUUUGUGGAGCCGCUUGAUGCCUCCGUCCUGGGACACACCAAGGAAACAGUCAAAGCAUCAGGCCAGCCACCAGACACCCCUCGUCCAGGAACAGAUCAAGCAGCUGCUGUUGUGUCUCCCACUUCUGAUAGACGCCCAGGGUCUAACGUUAAACCCAUCCUGCCACCGAUCCCCACUGGACGUAAGACCCCUGCAGCACCCAGUCCAGCUCCAUCACCCAGACCCAGCCCAAACCCAGCAGUUGGAGAGGGAGGAGAUGCAGACAUGGAGGGGAAACCUGAUAUCUGAAGUUGCUUAUAUUAGAAAUUUUUUUUUUUUGUAAGAAUAACAUUUUGUUAGCAUUAGAGGAAACUGAGAUGAAGUGAAUCAGUCAGUAAAUGUAUAUUAGUACAUAAUAUAUAUAAGCUUGGCCUCUGUAACUACAAAAGUUGUCAGUCAACCACAACAACCAUGUAUGUUGUUAUUUCACCACAAAAUACACAGACUUUAAUGUGAUACAUCCAGGCCAAACAGUUAAGAUUAGAGUUCACUGUCAGAACUUGCCUGUUCCUGUGUUCUUUCAUUCAUGCAGCAGCACGUCUGGAUAUUUUGCACUUGCUACCCUGUGUAUCCAGAGUGAUGAUAUCAAUGACCAUAAAUGCGUUGACUACAUUAUAAUUACAGGCAAAAUUGUGCUCCUCUUUGUAUUUAAUAACUGGCUUACUGCCCUAAAGGUGCACAUUGUUGACACACGUAAUGAUUGAGUUUCACACUGAUUGGCAAGCAUGUCUUUCAGAUAUGAUAUAUAUCGAAGGCUUUUGAAGGACACAGCUCAUAAAGCAGGUAUUUGUUCACCUUUGAAAUGUUCGCAUAUACCAAAUAUGUGCCAUAUGUCAUGUUUCUUGAAUAUAGCAUUAAUUUUCCUGACAAUAAAGUGGCAUUAUAUUUCCUACUGCUCAGUAAUCUCAUCAAAUAGGAUUUGCCAUUGACAUUUAGAUAGUGAUCAUUUAUGUGUAGCGUGGAGCUCUUGUCACUGAGUGAUAAAUACAUCAUUAAUCUUUA